This is a messenger RNA of Helianthus annuus (common sunflower), 1221 nucleotides long. Its product is annotated as vegetative cell wall protein gp1-like. The record is from RefSeq and is a predicted model, not a curated record. NCBI's taxonomy places the organism in Eukaryota, Viridiplantae, Streptophyta, Magnoliopsida, Asterales, Asteraceae. The transcript has a single exon. Bases 1 to 1221 code for a protein of 406 amino acids.
AUGGCAUUUUCUUCUGAUAGCGGAGUGUCCGACACGAUAGACCCUAUGGGUAUUACCUCGGAUGAUGAGAUAACCACGGACUUGGAGGUUUAUACAUCAGACACCACGAGUACCGACGAGGAUGAUUUUCAGCCCUUCGCCCUACCGGACUUUGGAGACGACUUGCCCUUAGCUGAUGGUCUACUGGGAGAGGAUCUACCCCUUGUCCAGAUCCCUGCCCCUCUCCCAUUGGCAGUUCCUUUUGAGGAACAGCCACUUGACGCGUUACCCGAUGACGAGAUCGAUCUAUUUAUCGAGGGUCCCCCGGAGGGAGACCAGGAUGGCGGGGCCCCGAUGGAUGACGAUAUCCCACUUGCUGAUGUUCCGGUAGAUGACCCCGUUGUUCCUAUGGUUGAGAUUCCUGCUGUUGAUGCCCUUGUUGUACCACCUUUCGAGGCUCUUGUUGUGGAGGCCUUGCCUGAUCCGUCCGUUUCCUACCCGCUUGAGUCUGCAUCAUCCGCCACUAUUCACGCCCAGGACGUGCAACACUACUCCACCGACACUGAUUCAGACAUGGCGAUGUCUGCUGCACCCGUUGUUUUCCAUGACUUUGACCCGGAUCCUGAGAUUGAGUUUAUACCUGUUGAGCCUGCUCCAGCUGAUCCAGAGCUUGGAGUUGCACCAGAGCCUGUUUUCGCUCCCGACCCUAUUCCUGUUGAUGCACCAGUCGUUGCACCACCAGCUGCUGAGGUCCCAGUUGUUGCACCUAUACCCGACCCUAUGCCAGUGUUUGAUGACCUUGCACCUUUUGCCACACAUAUUGAUCCUAGAUAUGCCGACACCCGUAACGGGUGGAUUGAGGAUGAUGAUGACUAUCCUCCAUUUGUUCUACCAUUCACUCCCCCUGUUGUACCUGUUUUCGCGCCCGUUGAUGUUCCACUGUUCCACCCACAUGUAUCUGACACCCACCGCACCGACUUACCCACUACCUUUCUUCAGGACAUACCCGCUCCCCAUCCAGGGGAAGGACCUUCUACUAGACCGCAUGGUCACAUGCCACCCAUGACAGCAGCUUUUCCAUACAUACCCCCUUUUGCAUCUACUGCACACACGGCUUUUACUUCCUCAGCACCCUCGGGCAAGCCAUUUAUGUGGUCUUCGCCCAAUGUCACGCCCUUAUCAGACCCAUACCAUCCUUUUCAUGUGGGAUAUACCGCGGAUGAUAUACUCAUAUCCUUGUAG